GCUCGGGCGCUCGUAAGGGGGGCCCGGAUCUUCAAAAAAAUGCAGCGCUGCCGGGCCCCCCUUCAUGCCCGGGCCCGGUACGCUUGUCCCCCCUGUCCCCCCCUGAUGGCGGCCCUGGUCACCAGUCUUCCAGAAAAGCUUCUGCACAGCUGUUUAGUGAAAGAUGCUGGUGUACAAUCUCCUCCUUCUGUCCCUGACAUCUAUUGGUGGACUCUGUCAAUCAUGGGGCACAACAUGGAAUAACUACUACACUUUUAGCAGCUGUUGGGACAUUAAGAAAUCAAAUGAAAGAUCACCAGAUGGAAUAUACACACUGACCUCUUCAGAUGGGAUAUCCUACCAGACCUUCUGUGACAUGACUACAAAUGGAGGAGGUUGGACCUUGGUGGCCAGUGUUCAUGAGAACAACAUGGCAGGAAAGUGCACUAUGGGGGAUCGCUGGUCCAGCCAACAAGGGAAUCGAGCUGACUAUCCAGAGGGCGAUGGCAACUGGGCAAACUAUAACACGUUUGGAUCAGUUGAUGGAGCAACUAGCGAUGACUACAAGAAUCCUGGUUAUUAUGACAUCCAAGCCAAAGACAUCAGCGUGUGGCAUGUGCCCAACAAGACUCCACUAAGAGGCUGGAGGGGUUCAUCCCUUCAGAGAUAUCACACAACAAGUGGCUUCUUUUCCAGAGUAGGUGGAAACCUUUUCCACUUGUACCAGAUAUAUCCGCUGAGGUACAACGCUGGAAGCUGCCCAGGAAACAAUGGACCUGUUGAGCGAGUCGUGUAUGACUUUGGGAGCAGCGAGAAGACGGCUUCUUUUUACUUGUCAUUUCAAAGAUCUAUGGCUUGGUUUACCCCUGGUUAUAUCCAGUUUCGAGUGUUUAACACAGAGAAAGCAGCAUUGGCUUUGUGUCCAGGGAUGAAGGUCGAAGGGUGCCAUAAUGAGCAUUUGUGCAUUGGAGGCGGUGGUUUCUUCCCAGAAGAGAGCCCAAGACAAUGCGGGGACUUCACAUCCUAUGACUGGGAUGGAUACGGAACAGGAACAGGAAACAGUGCGAGCAAGGCGAUAACCAAAGCAUCUGUCCUUCUCUUUUAUCGCUAAUCCGCUGGAGGCUUUACCAUCAGUUUACACUGUACUUAAACUGCCUGCCAUAUUCUCUACCAUGAAAUAAAGCUUAAGCACCUUGACCCUGCUUGUUGGUAUGGUCCAGAGGUACAUAUAAAGAGUAUGUCCUUGAUACACACUUAUCUACAAGGUGAUCAACCUAUGAGCUGGUGGAUCUCAGUUGCAGC
This is a messenger RNA of Xenopus laevis (African clawed frog), 1281 nucleotides long. It is a transcript of the gene cgl.L, whose product is annotated as intelectin-1-like. Bases 164 to 1090 code for a protein of 308 amino acids. The record is from RefSeq and is a predicted model, not a curated record. The transcript has 8 exons. Lineage: Eukaryota; Metazoa; Chordata; Amphibia; Anura; Pipidae.